Perognathus longimembris pacificus (Pacific pocket mouse) is the source of this 1630-nucleotide messenger RNA. RefSeq names its product cytochrome P450 3A9-like. Gene Ontology annotation, biological process: oxidative demethylation; steroid metabolic process. The transcript is spliced from 13 exons. Gene Ontology annotation, molecular function: heme binding; iron ion binding; testosterone 6-beta-hydroxylase activity. The record is from RefSeq and is a predicted model, not a curated record. Lineage: Eukaryota; Metazoa; Chordata; Mammalia; Rodentia; Heteromyidae. Bases 78 to 1589 code for a protein of 503 amino acids.
AGCCUCAGCUCUGAAGCCAGCACAACCCAGAGCUGAGAGGGAAAGUCAGAGGACAGAAUUACUGGACAAGAGUGACCAUGGACUUGAUCCCAAACUUUUCCAUAGAAACCUGGGUCCUCCUGGCUACCAGCCUGGUGCUCCUCUACCUAUAUGGGACCUAUCCACAUACAGUUUUUAAGAAGUUGGGAAUUCCUGGACCGAAACCUCUGCCCUUCUUUGGAACUCUUCUUUGUUAUCGCAAGGGCUUUGCAGUUUUUGAUACAGAGUGUCAUAAAAAAUAUGGAAGCCUUUGGGGGUUGUACGAUGGCCGUCGCCCUGUACUGGCGAUUACAGAUCCUGACAUGAUCAAAACAGUGCUGGUGAAAGAAUGCUACACCAUCUUCACAAACCGCAGGCCUUUUGGCCCAACAGGAUUUAUGAAAAAGGCCAUCUCCAUCUCUGAGGAUGAAGACUGGAAGAGAAUAAGAACAUUGCUUUCCCCCACUUUCACCAGUGGGAAACUGAAGGAGAUGUUCCCCAUCAUUCAUGAGUUUUCUGAUGGGUUGGUGAAAAACCUGAGACCACAAGCAGAGAAAGGCAAAACUGUGGCAUUGAAAGACAUCUUUGGAGCCUACAGCAUGGAUGUGAUCACAGGGACAUCAUUUGGAGUGAACAUCGAUUCCCUUAACAACCCACAGGAUGUCUUUGUGGAAAAAGUCAAGAGGCUCUUAAAAUUUAAUUUCUUUGAUCCAUUGCUUCUCUCAGUAGUACUCUUUCCAUUUUUAACACCUGUUUAUGAAGCAUUAAAUAUCAACUUAUUUCCAAAGGAUGUUACAGAUUUCCUAAGAACUUCUGUAGAAAGGAUGAAAGAAAGUCGUCUCAAGGACAAAGCAAAGCACCGAGUGGAUUUACUUCAGCUGAUGAUUAACUCCCAGAAUUCCAAAGACACAGAGUCCCACAAAGGUCUAACGGACCUGGAGAUAGCAGCUCAAUCAAUUAUCUUUAUUUUUGCUGGCUAUGAGACCACCAGCAUCACUCUUUCUUUCAUUAUGUAUCUGUUGGCCCUUCACCCUGAUGUCCAAAAGAAACUUCAAGAGGAAGUUGACAGGACUUUGCCCAAUAAGGCUCCUGCUACCUACGAUGCCCUGAUGGAGAUGGAGUAUGUGGACAUGGUGGUGAGCGAGGUUCUCAGGCUCUACCCCAUUGCUGGCCGAGUUGAGAGAGUCUGCAAGAAAGAUGUGGAAAUCAACGGAGUGUUUAUUCCCAAGAACACUGCAGUGAUGGUACCAAACUACGCUCUUCAUCACGAUGCCAAGUACUGGCCCGAGCCUGAAGAGUUCCGCCCUGAAAGGUUCAGCAAGAAGAACAAGGAAAGCAUCAAUCCUUACAUCUACAUGCCCUUCGGAGCUGGGCCCAGAAACUGCAUCGGCAUGAGGUUUGCUCUCAUGAACAUCAAAAUUGCUCUGGUCAGACUCAUGCAGAAUUUCUCCUUCCAACCUUGUAAGGAAACCCAGAUUCCUUUGAAAUUACGUGAACAGGGACUUAUUCAACCAGAAAAACCCAUUUUCCUAAAGAUUGUGUCAAGAGAUGGGACCAUAAGUGGAGCAUGAUUCUCUGCAAAGAUUUUUCGCCGUGCUUUUCAAGGAUAUUG